Molecule: messenger RNA, 4137 nt
Organism: Mugil cephalus (flathead mullet)
Lineage: Eukaryota; Metazoa; Chordata; Actinopteri; Mugiliformes; Mugilidae
Gene: stk24b
Product: serine/threonine kinase 24b (STE20 homolog, yeast)
Exons: 11
Coding region: 822-2123 (433 amino acids)
Biological process (GO): protein phosphorylation
Molecular function (GO): protein kinase activity; ATP binding
Source: RefSeq, a predicted model, not a curated record
UGGACGUCGCCGCUGAUCCGGAUCCGGAUCCGCCCAGCCAGGCGUCACGGCAGGCACCGACAAGAUGGCCGAGAGUACGGGACGAAAGUGAGGGAGGAAACAAAAACACGCUGGCGAGGGGUUUUCUUGCCGCAGACGCAAGACGCGCGGAGCCGCCGAGGACGCCCCGCACCAGCGCAGAGACACGCGCCGGGUUCAUCGGAGACUCCGUCCCGCGGAUGACAUUUGCCGUAUGCGGGCAAACUACGCUCGGAGGCAGCCCCCAGCCCCAGCUCCAGCCCCCAGCUCCAGCUAGCGGAGACGCGGAGCGUUUGUCGGGUCGUCUAGCGAGCUAACAGGCUAGCCAUGCUAACUAGCUGACAGCAGCGGAGAGCGAGAAUAGGCUUUCGGAAAGUGACACUUUGGGGAAUAUUUAAAUAAAUAGUUGCUCCUGUGUGUUUAUUUCUGGCAACCGAGGUGUGUUGUUGCAGCACGGCUUCCCUUGUGUGAUAAAUUAAAGUAACGCACUAGUUAGGGCUCAGCUAAGGGGCUUAGCAAGCUACCAUUGCGGAUUUCUUGUUUGCAGCUUCGGAGUUAGCAUUAGCUUUUAGCUCUGUUUUGAGGGACUUGGAGUUGCUCCCGCACGGGAAAGUGACACGGGUGCGUGUCCCGUGGAGGGGGUGGAAGGAGAUUUUUCUGCCUACUGCGAGAGUAGUUGCGGCGGCAGCCCUGUGGGACAUCAGCUGCCCCUCAGCCCGGACUGUAAACACGAGUGAAGCCGAGGAGGAGACCUCAGCCCUGCCUUGUUGGACGAGGCGUGAAUCCAGCCAGCAUCACCCACCAUGGCUCACUCUCCCGUCCAGGGCAACCUGCCGGGGAUGCAGAACGCCCGAGCGGACCCGGAGGAGCUGUUCACCAAGCUGGAGCGCAUCGGCAAGGGCUCCUUCGGCGAGGUGUUCAAGGGCAUCGACAAUCGCACGCAGAAGGUGGUGGCCAUCAAGAUCAUAGACCUGGAGGAGGCGGAGGACGAGAUCGAGGACAUCCAGCAGGAGAUCACCGUGCUGAGCCAGUGCGACAGCCCCUUCGUCACCAAGUACUACGGCUCGUACCUGAAGGACACGAAGCUAUGGAUCAUUAUGGAGUAUUUAGGCGGAGGCUCGGCGUUGGAUUUGAUGGAGCCUGGAGCUCUGGACGAGACUCAGAUCGCUACCAUCCUGAGAGAAAUCCUCAAGGGCCUGGAGUACCUGCACUCUGAGAAGAAGAUCCACAGGGAUAUCAAAGCCGCCAACGUGCUCCUGUCCGAGCAAGGCGAGGUGAAGCUGGCGGAUUUCGGCGUGGCCGGCCAGCUCACGGACACCCAGAUCAAACGCAACACCUUCGUGGGGACGCCUUUCUGGAUGGCCCCCGAGGUCAUCAAACAGUCGGCCUACGAUUCCAAGGCUGACAUCUGGUCUCUGGGCAUCACGGCGAUCGAGCUGGCGAAGGGCGAGCCCCCCCACUCGGAGCUCCACCCCAUGAAGGUUUUAUUCCUCAUCCCAAAGAACAACCCGCCCACGCUGGAGGGCAGCUACAGCAAACCGCUCAAGGAGUUUGUCGAGGCCUGCCUCAAUAAAGAGCCCAGUUUUAGGCCGACUGCCAAAGAGCUGCUGAAGCAUAAACUGAUCGUCCGCCACGCAAAAAAGACCUCCUACCUGACCGAGCUAGUGGACAAGUACAAGAGGUGGAAGGCGGAGCAGUCGAGAGCCGCGGAGUCCAGUUCUGAUGAGUCUGACUCAGAGCAGGACGGCCAGGCGUCGGGCGGGAACGACUUCGGCAGCGACGACUGGAUCUUCACCAUCCGAGAGAAGGACCCCAAGAAGCUGCAGAACGGGGAGGGACAGUCGGGGGGCGCAGACCAGACAAAAGACAUUCCAAAGAGGCCUUAUUCACAGAGCCUGGCCACAGUCAUCUCUCCUGCGUUAGCUGAGCUGAAGGCGAGACAGGAGCAGGUGAACGGGAACCCCAUGGUCCUGGACGAGCUGAGGGAGGCCAUCCUGCUGGCGGAGGAGGCCUACCCCGGCAUCUCCGACUCCCUGGUGGCCCACAUGGUGCACAGGCUGCAGAGUUUCUCCACAAACCGGACGUCCUCCUCCUCCUCCCCCUAGUGAUUGGCUCUCCUAGGCUCCGCCCUCCCCUCCUCCCCCCCCUCACGCCCCUCCAGCGCCGCCGGGUUAAAAGCCAGGGGUCAAGUCACUCAAUACCAGCUGACCGCGUUCGACCUCCCUCGUGUGGGUGUGUGCAGGGGGGCGCUGGGAGGAGGUGUGCUAUCCUAGACUGUAAAAAAAAACAAAAAAAUUCAAAAAAUUCAAAAAAAUACAAAACUAAAUAAAUAAUAAAGACUCCACUCCGAAACCGAAGCGGAGAAGAACGGGAGCUUCUCGGGGCCGCGACGGGACGAAGGCUCGAGCGUCGGAGCGUCCAGAGCGUCCGGGCCGAGACUCUGACCUCCCGCCUCCACGCGGAGCUGAAAUUCUCCCCCCAGCAAGACUUCAAGUCCUCCCUCUUAUUCCAGGCGCCACAUCCCCAGAACCUCUGAGAGCAUGCUUGAUGAACCUGCAGGGAAAUUAUCUUAGUGGGCGAAUGUGUGUGAGUGUGUGACUGAAUGAGUGCGAAUGGAAGACUCCCUGUUUAGGCAAAUUGCAGCAUUCUUAAUGAAACCUCAGGUAAAGUGCUUUAAGUGGACUUUGUCCUCCGAGGCAGUGGGAAGGGGAGGGGAGGGGACGGGGUGGGGGGGGGGGGUCGCCACGCUGUACAUGAUUUCAAGUCGUCAUUGCGGGGAAAUGAAUCACUGUGUACAAAAUGGUCAUGCGCAUUUUGUAGAUACUGAUGAGAAAAAAAAGACAAAGUAGAUAUUUAAAGAUCUCAAAAGUUACUCGAAAAACGGACGGAACAGAAAAUGCCUUGCCUUCUUUUUUGGGACACACGUCUAUUUACAUCCUGGCAUUUUUUUUUUCCUUCUUCUUCAUCAUCAUCAUUAUUAUUAUUAUUAUUAUUGUUAUUAUUUGUAUCUCCGAUUUCAUUUCAGUGAGGUCCAUCAGUGUUUUUAGGUCAGAGUUCACCUGCUGAGUCAUCAAACUAACCGUGAUACUAAGCUCGUUUAGAGGAGGACGCUGUUAUCUUGUACUUACGUUUAGACAAUUUGUUUGAAGUUGCGUAGGAGACGAAUGAAGGCGGAGGACAGUUACGAGGGGGAACCACUGUGGGCAAGGUGGACGCUGAUAUCAUGUGAAGUAUUAUUGUCCCUCGGCUCGUAGUUUCUCCUUUAGAGCAGCUGCUUAGAGGCGGAGGAAAAAAAGCUGCGAGGUCAAUAGAAGGCAAUCACACCACGACACUUUUUACUUGUUUCUUUUUGGUUUUUGUUUUUGUUGUUUUGCUCACGGCCAAAUCAACUCCGUAGAUCGGGACGAGCCAAGCUGCAGCGGAAUUGAACGCCAUCCUCCAGACUUGUUCAGUUCUCACCUCCACACAGUGCUAUAGAAGUGCCAUGUCCUCUUUUUAUUAUUGCUUUCACCUGAUAUUUGUAGUAUGAUUUGCACCUUUUUUUCUAAUUUUUCGGAUCCGUUGUUUUGUUUUUUGUUUUUUUUUUGCACUUUGAAAGUGUGUUGGAGUAUUUAAAGAGACCUGUACGAGGAAGAUAAAACUACAACAAACAAACAAACAGAAAUAAAGUUGCUAAUAGCCAUGUUUUACUAUAUAUAUGUUUACUUAAGAGUUCCAGAAUUUACUACUGUGCUAAUGCAGCAAUAAUGUUGAGGAGUUGCAUCAAGACGCACUUGUCAACACAGGGAUUGAGAGAAAUUAAGAAAUAUCUGAUAUUUUUAUAACUGCAAAGAAGACUUAAGUAUGGAAAUAUGGAAUGCUUUAUGGAUAUGGGCACCUGCCUCUGGCAAAAAAGAAAAAAAACUUAAAAAAAUAUCUAUACCUUACAGAAAAAAAAAAACAAACAUAUGCUACGGAAAUAACUACAAAAUGUGUACAUUUGGUCUCCUUUAUCAUAGCUGACAGUUUAUAGUACUGUAUAUAAUCUUUGCUUGUGUCAUUUGAGAAUUCCCAAGUUAAAUGUAAGCUCCUUGUAAGCUUUCGAAGUGACAUGAGAAAUAAAGAUCUAAUGCUAACUGA